Molecule: messenger RNA, 899 nt
Organism: Octopus sinensis (East Asian common octopus)
Lineage: Eukaryota; Metazoa; Mollusca; Cephalopoda; Octopoda; Octopodidae
Product: zinc finger protein 331-like
Exons: 3
Coding region: 315-899 (194 amino acids)
Biological process (GO): regulation of transcription by RNA polymerase II
Cellular component (GO): nucleus
Molecular function (GO): RNA polymerase II transcription regulatory region sequence-specific DNA binding; DNA-binding transcription factor activity, RNA polymerase II-specific
Source: RefSeq, a predicted model, not a curated record
AAUUCUGUUUCCUUGUUUAAGAGAGAACCCAAUUUAAUAUACACACGUUUGAUAAUUAACUGUGUAAAGAAAUCCGUACAGUAUUCUUUAUUAAUUUCACCUGCAAAAUAUAAAUCAACGUUUGCUAUUAAAAAUCUAGAAAUUCUCUUGAAGCUGUCAUUGUCCACUCAGACUCCAUUCCUCACUGCUUCAUCAUAUUUUCACAUUUUCCUCGGUGACUCUUUCUAUAUAUAUACAUAUAUUUCUAUGAAAAGAAGAAAAAUAUUUGGUGAAAGAAGAAAUAUUCUUCGAUUGAUUUUAUUUUUUCUGAAGAGAUGACAGAAGAAUUAGGACAAUCCUCACAUGACUUCUCAGAAGAAAGUAAAUUCAAUGAACACAAACGAAUUCAUACAGGGGAGAAACUUUAUCCCUGUGAUAUCUGUGGGAAAUCAUUCUCUUCUGCAAGAAACUUGAUUGCACACAAGCAUAUUCAUACAGGAGAGAAACCAUAUCAAUGUGAUAUCUGUGGUAAAUUUUUCACUAAAAUCUAUAGCUUAACUAAACACAAACGUAUUCAUGCAGGAGAGAAACCUUAUCAUUGUGAUAUCUGUGGUAAAUCAUACUCUGAUGGCAGUAGCUUAACGAAACACAAACGUAUCCAUACUGGUGAGAAACCAUAUCACUGUGAUAUCUGUGGUAAAUCUUUCUCUAUAAAUCACUAUUUAACCCAACACAAACGGGUUCAUACAGGGGAGAAACCUUUUCACUGUGAUAUCUGUGGUAAAUCAUUCUCUGGUGACAGUAGCUUAAUUAGACACAUACGUAUUCAUACAGGAGAGAAGCCUUAUCCCUGUGAUAUCUGUGGUAAAUCAUUUUCUGAUUUAGACAAAGGAAACAACAAAUACAACAGGUUUGUAUGA